AUGGAGGUUGACGGUGAUACGAGUGUUGGAAAUCGAAAACGGAAAAGAGGGUCGUUGAAAACAAAGCUUCUGGUGAAUGAAAAAGUUGAGCUGAGGAGUUUGGAAGAUGGUUUUCUGGGAUCAUGGCAUCCGGGGAAGAUUAUCCGCCGCGCAAGGACUAAGCGUUAUGUUAAAUAUGACAAUAUUCUAAAUGACGAUGAAUCGGAUUACAUUGUUGAUGUUGUGAGUGUUUCUAGUGUUUUGGAUGGUGUAGUUGAUUCUGCUUCUGCUUCUGCUUCAGAUUGUGGUUACAGACGUGGACUGAUUAGACCAGUCCCGCCUCCGAUCGAGUUAGAGAGAAUGGAUCUUCUAUUCGGAUUUUGCGUUGAUGUGAAUUAUCAGGAUGCUUGGUGGGAAGGUGUGAUAUUUGAUUGCUGCAAUGGAUUGGAGGAGAGGAGCAUAUUCUUCCCUGAUUUAGGUGAUGAAAUGAAGGUUGGAGUUAAACAGUUGAGGAUCACUCAGGAUUGGGAUGAAUCAACUGAGAAUUGGUUACCAAGAGGGAAAUGGGCGUUUCUUGAGUUGUUUGAGGAGUGUGAGACGGUGUCCUAUGUUGCAAUCUCGGUUAAACAGAUUUGGUAUGAUGUUAGGAUGAGAAAGGAUUAUGCUGAGACCAUUGGAGAAUGGACUUGUAAUGUGAAAGAAUUGUGGAGAGACCUUGUUGUGGAGGUGAUUGGUGAGUACUAUACCAUCACGCUUAACGAGGUUCGGCCCGUCUUAAACCUUCCGAAGAAUUUACUCGAAGGAGGGUCAUCUGAACCAACUGAUAAUGUUCACAUUGAAGCUAAUCAUGGUAAUGCGUCUGGUUCUGAAGUUGGAACAUCUGAUAGGCCUAAGGAAAAUGCUGAUUCUUCAAACUUGUUGGAUGCAAAUCAAAACUGUGGUAAGACUAGCGUCAUUCCUUUGGCGGAUGGAGACUGUGAGAAGCAAAUUAUUUUACAUGAAGAUCUCGAAUCAGAUAAGAAUAGAAAACGGAGACGUUCUGCGUCUAUAAUUUGGCAACCUCUGAGACUGUCUGAAGUUGAAUUCUGUCCUGAAGUUAUUCAUGAGUAUGCAGUUGGAUGUAGGAGCAAGACAGUUCGGGAAACUUUGAAGACGAAAGUAAGGAAACAUCUUGCGUUUCUUGGUUGGACAAUUGAGUGGACCGAAGACAAUUGUCAUAAUAGUAGACGAUACCGGUACAUUUCACCGGAUAAGUGUGACCAGAAGUGUUACUCUUCGAUUUUUCUAGUUACUCAAGUUUUGCAAAAGCAUCCCGACAUGAACUCUGUGCUGCCCCAGAUUGACAGAAAUCUUUCACAUCGGUUCUCUGAUCCGCUCCGAAAGAACAAUGAUCUAGAUGUUUGUCCUCCAACCACUGAGCCUUCUCCAGUUAAAGAUCAACUUGAACCAGAACUCUGUCCUCUAGCCGUCGUAAAAUAUUACUUGCACACAUUAGAGAGAAACUCGGCUGAGAAGAGAGAGUGGAAAUUGAAGGCGAAAAAACAUCUAUUAGCAGAAGGAUGGAUCUUUGACUACCCAACUGGAAGAAGGAGGGCAACUUUGUACAAGUCUCCACAAAAUCAUUGUUUACGCACACUUCGAGGUGCAUGCAGGCUGCACAUUAAAGAAAAAAUUCCUGAAUGGACUGAUUCAGACCAUGUUGAUGGUGAUGCUCUAUUGCUGAGUGUGUUCCAAUUGCUUCAAGAAGAGCCUGAAUUACAAACUAUAGAUGAUUCAUCACAAACUGCAAAGAGAAACCGUAAAGGCGCAAGGAGUUCAAAGAGUAGUGCACAAAAGAAUCUAGAGAAGGAAGUACCUAACCGUAGAGGUGCAAGUACUUCAAAGGCUAGUGCACAAAAGGAUCAAGAGGAGGAAGAACUUACCCGGGUGCUAAGAUCAAGCAAAAGGGUGCAGAAGGUUUUCGGUUUGUCACAUCAAAAGCCUCAAAAUAUUGUGUCUUGGUUAAUAGGUUGUAACAUUGUGUUGCCAAGAUACAAGGUCUAUUACUGGGAAACAGAAGGCAGAAACUCACCUACAUUUGAGGGAAGGAUUACUAUAGAAGGAAUUAAGUGUUCAUGUUGUCAGAAUGUAUUUGGACUCAGCGGCUUUGCAAACCAUGCUGGUGGAAGCAGUAACCGCAGGCCUUCGGAGUGUAUCUUUUUGAAGGAUGGUAGGUCACUGUUAGAUUGCAUGAGGGAAGUAAUGCAUGAUCACAGGUCAAGGGAAGCCAAAGAGAAACAAUGCAAUAAUCCGUUUGAAGGAGAAAAUGACAACAUUUGUUCUGUUUGUAACUAUGGUGGUGAACUUAUUUUAUGCGACCAAUGCCCAUCGUCGUUUCAUAAGAAGUGUCUUAAUUUGGAGGGCAUCCCUGAUGGUGAUUGGUUUUGUCCAUCAUGCCGUUGCGGAAUUUGUGGCGAAAACAGAAUUGAAGAGAAAGAAGAUGGACAUUUUCUUACUUGCGUUCAAUGUGAACAUAAAUAUCAUGUUGAGUGCCUCAGAAAUAGACCAAAAGAUAACUCGAGACGAUAUAUGAAAAAUUGGUUCUGCAGAGAAGAGUGUGAAAGGGUCUACAUCGGGCUCCAAAAUCUAUUGGGAAAGCCGGUUUUAGUGGGCGAGGACAAUCUAACUUGGACAUUGGUGAAGUAUGUCAACUCUGAGAGUUGUGGUGUUGGCAGUGCUGAAAAUGAUCUAGUGGCAGAGAGUUACAGCAAACUAAGCGUUGCACUUUCGGUGAUGCACGAAUGCUUUGAACCCUUACCAAACGCCUUCUCUAGCAGAGAUAUCGUGGAAGACGUUAUAUUUAACCAAAGGUCGGAGCUAAACAGACUAAACUUCCAGGGUUUCUAUACCGUACUGCUAGAGAGGAAUGAAGAACUAAUCAGUGUGGCAACUAUAAGGAUAUUUGGGGACAAGAUAGCUGAAGUUCCUCUAGUGGGUACCAGAUUUCAGUAUAGACGACUUGGAAUGUGUCGUGUUUUAAUGGACGAGCUUGAAAAGAAGCUAAAGCAUCUGGGAGUGGAGAGACUAGUCUUACCUGCUGUACCUGGUGUACUAGAAACAUGGACCAAUUCUUUUGGUUUCAAGCAGAUGACUAAUUUCGAGAGAUCACAGUUUAUAGGCUAUUCUUUCCUAGACUUUCAGGGAACUACCAUGUGCCAGAAACUGUUAACAAGACUUCCAUCUCCGGAAUCGGGCGUAACAAGAGACACUACUCCAAAACAACAAGACCUUGGCUUCUCAGUUAAAUGUAGAAUAAAUUUUGAAAAAGCUAGUCCAGGAUCAGAAGUGGAUCAAGCAGAAAGGACAGGAAAAAUGGAGUUACAAGUUUUGGAGACCUAUGCCUAG
Messenger RNA from Vicia faba (fava bean), 3363 nucleotides. The record is from the annotation of a GenBank genome assembly. Lineage: Eukaryota; Viridiplantae; Streptophyta; Magnoliopsida; Fabales; Fabaceae.